AUGGCAGACGCAGCGCGUGCAGAGCAGGCAUCUGGCCAUGGGCAACCAAAUGCAGCACUGGCUGCAAGAAUAGUCACACAUCACUUGCAGGCGUAUCGGAACAAACGAUGUCUUCUCGUGUACCACCGAGAGCGACUUGACUGGCUUCGCGCCCGUGUCUGGGACAAGGCAGGAGCGCUUGCACUCGUCUUGAACGAAGACCGAUCAAUAGAUCCAUCCGGAGCAGCCUCGAUUCGUACUCUUUUGGAUCCAGCGGAGCUUGAAUGGCUCCGUUCAUAUGCUGCUCUUGUUGCUCUGUACAAGGACGCGUUCCUCGAUGUGCUGGACGUGACAUGGCCGCUUUCGCAGAGCUCGUCAUCCAGUACGUCGUUCGACAGACCAUCGUCAUCAUCAGGCCCGGGCUCAGCCAGCACGAGCCGCGCACGCCAGGCGCUAUGCGGCGGCUUUGAUGUACGUUCGGAUGCAGCCUAUGCGACGACGGCAGCGCCCAAUUCCGUACGACCUCCCGAUGACGUGAUGAUCUACGUAUUGGUGACCCGCAAUGUGAGCGAUGUGGAAACAGAGCGUGGGACCAUCCAUCUUCGUGUAGGUGAGCGACUGUAUGUUCGACGCGACGAGGUCGAGGCAUUGCUCCUGCGUGGCUGGCUGCGAGAAAUCGAUCCAUAA
Molecule: messenger RNA, 666 nt
Organism: Malassezia globosa CBS 7966
Lineage: Eukaryota; Fungi; Basidiomycota; Malasseziomycetes; Malasseziales; Malasseziaceae
Exons: 1
Coding region: 1-666 (221 amino acids)
Biological process (GO): DNA strand elongation involved in mitotic DNA replication; DNA replication
Cellular component (GO): GINS complex
Source: RefSeq, a predicted model, not a curated record